Messenger RNA from Orcinus orca (killer whale), 2436 nucleotides. RefSeq names its product ribosomal RNA processing 15 homolog (gene RRP15). The transcript has 5 exons. Bases 21 to 884 code for a protein of 287 amino acids. NCBI's taxonomy places the organism in Eukaryota, Metazoa, Chordata, Mammalia, Artiodactyla, Delphinidae. The record is from RefSeq and is a predicted model, not a curated record. Gene Ontology annotation, cellular component: preribosome, large subunit precursor. Gene Ontology annotation, biological process: maturation of 5.8S rRNA; maturation of LSU-rRNA.
AACGCUUCCGGUUAGGAAUCAUGGCCGCGGCCGUUCGAGAGUCACGUGUGAGUGCGGGGAAAAAGCUGAAAAAUUCACUAAAGAAGAAGGGGAAGAUGAAAAUGAUAUCCCCGGCUGCAGCAUCGGAGCUGGAAGAUACGGACAAAGAUGCUACCGAUAAUGAAGGUUCUGUAGGAAGCUGUGGAUCGGAAAAGGAUCACUUUUCCUCUGGUGAAGAAGCAGUAGAAGCUGACAAUGAGGAUGAAGCUGAGCCCUGUGACGAUGGCAGUGAAAAUGCUGUAGAAGCUAGCGUUGGAACUAACGUGGGCUGGGCAGAUGCCAUGGCUAAAGUCCUUCACAAGAAGACUCCUAAAAGUAAACCCGCCAUUCUGGUCAAAAACAAGGAGCUGGAAAAGGAAAAAGAGAAGUUAAAGCAAGAGAGACUAGAGAAAAGAAAACAGCUUGAUAAGAAGCGGGAAUGGGAAAUGAUGUGCAGAGUAAAGCCAGAUGUUGUCAAAGACAAAGAAACAGAGAGAAAUCUUCAGAGAAUUGCAACGAGGGGUGUGGUGCAAUUAUUUAAUGCUGUUCAAAAGCAUCAGAAGAACGUUGAUGAAAAGGUUAAAGAAGCUGGAGGCUCUAUUAGAAAGCGUGCUAAGCUGAUAUCAACUGUUUCCAAGAAAGAUUUCAUCAGUGUUCUCAGAGGAAUGGAUGGAAGCACAAAUGAGAAAUGUUUGACUGGGAAGAACUCAAAAGCCAAACAGACUGAAGCAAAAUCAGAAGAGGGCCCAGGAUGGGCUAUCCUACGUGAUAAUUUCAUGAUGGGAGCAUCCAUGAAAGACUGGGACAAAGGAAGUGAUGGACCAGAUGACAACAGACCGGGGUCUGGAAGUGACUCUGACACAUAAAGCUAUAUAAGAAACACAGUUUCCAUUUUAUUUUUCCUAGAAAAAUACUCGUGCUCUGAAAGUUGGGGAAUUAUAAAGAUACCAUUUGUAAGAGAGCCAAAAGACUUUCACUAUUAUCAACUUUGGUGUUUCUCUUUUUCAUGUAAACUUGGUUAAAAUGAUAUUUCAAACCUUGUAUAAUUUUAAGCAUUGUUCUUUAGAACGUUCGUAGAAAGAAAUACUUCUACUUGAGAUAUGCAUUUUGCCAAGUUCAUUAUAGGUUUACCUGUUGCUUUUGGAUAUUGGUGUUUUAUUUAAGUAUCACCAAGGGUUGUAGAAAUGCAAUAUCAAUUCAUAAUUAAAAUGAACUCCUUGAAGUUAAUAUUUUUCAGCCUCUAACUUACAGACCUAUAUAUGUAUAUUUUUUGUGGGGAAGGGUUGGUGUGUUUUUUUUGGUGAGCUAUUGAGAAAAACUAUGUAGCAAAUUUUUAAAUUACAGCAUUUCUGAUUUGGGGUGAUGAUUUUAUUUUUAGACACUCUGGCAAUUAUGAUUUAAGAAACAUCAAAUUUCUACUUUUAUAUUAUUUCCUUUUAUAUGCUAAGUAAUAUAUAUAAAUAAUGGCUUAGAUUUAUUUUAAGUGUUAGGUUAUUUUUGUAUGAGAGAUUUACUGAGGUGGAAAUUCUCAUAUUUAACUUAUGCAAUGAGGCAUAAUUUCUUAGGAAGCAUAUUUGACAUGUUCUCGUUUCUCUUAUUUUCCCUAAAUAUUUGAGUUAGCUUAAAUUCUUUUUUUAUGGACUGGCUGACCAGUGAAAUGGUAGUUAGACAACAGAUAGUCUGCAUCAGAUACUGCAUCUGAUCUGAGACUUGAUUUCUUAUAGUUGUCUUAAAGAUUAUUAAAUUGGCUGACUUUCAGAAUCUAGGUGUUAAACAAAAAGAGAAGAGAAAGCAGGGCUAUUUAAUAUCAUUCCAAAAUUUCUGUGAAACUGGGCCUAAGAUGCAAACUUUGUAGGGGAAUUAUUUAAUAAAAGUGAUCUGUUCUUUUUUAAAAGGGUCCAUCCCUUACUCCAUCUUUCCAUAGUAAAAAUAGUUCCCUCCUACUACCAAAUUGCACAUGCUUGCAUCUGUUAUAUAUCGAAGGAUAAUCCUCCCCUCAAAACUGUGCUAGAGCAGAGACGUUUAUAUUUGCAAACCCAUUUGGGUGUUACAAGUAUUAUGUAACCAAAGUUAAAUUAGUCCAUGGCCUGGUAUUUGUUAUCCUAAAGGAAGGUAUACAUCUAAGAUAUCAAAUGAUUAAACCAGCAGAGCUCAAAGUACAUUUUUGUAUGUAUCCAAACUUUUGAAAUUUAGUGUCUUCUUAAAUUAUAGAACUGCUAUUUUGUCAGUGUAAUAUAAGUAAAUGUGAACAACUAGUCCUCAGUAGUAACAUGAGCAUGCUAAACAUCUCAGUAUAACUUAACACAGAUAAAUAUUUCAGUACAACGUUACACGUAGAUAAUUUUGAGAAACAAAUUUGCAGCACCUAAAAACUUUUAUCUUCUCAGAAUUAAAGAUUUAACUUUUUUUUUCCUGCUA